GUUUCCCUGACAAGAGAAAUGAUUCAAAUACCUCCAUUCGAAAAGCUUCCUUUGCAAAAAGAUGGCCCACCCGGGAACGCGUGGGGCCUAUUUGGUGACAAUGAUCAAUGUGGGAUGUUGAAUAGGCUUACACCAGAAGUGAUCAGUGCUGCCUCUCAGGAAAUUAGAGAUGGCGUUCGAAUCUCAACCGACCUACCCCUGGAUUUUAUGUCAAAGCCGUGCUUUGGGCGGGCAGCAUUUGAACAGACCAUUAGAAACAAGGCACCGAGAUCCGUCAAUGAUGACACUCUCCACUUCAACACCCAGAUCAGCUCCCAAUGGGAUGGAUUCAGGCAUUACGGAUAUCAAGCCAGCAAAAAGUACUACAACGGACAUACAUUGAACGAUUUUCUGACCACGAAUAUCAAUGGUAUACAUGCUUGGGUUGAGAAUGGUGGCGUAGUGGGAAGAGGAGUCUUAUUAGACUAUUCUAGUUGGGCAGAGGCCAAAAAUAUCAAAAUUGAUCAUUUUUCGACUCAUGAAAUCUCGGCAACUACGUUACAAGAGAUCGCAGCCAGCCAAGAAACUGAGCUGAAAGAGGACGAUAUCCUCUUCAUUCGAUCAGGUUGGGUUCAAGCCUUUACGAAAUUGUCCCAAGAGCAAGCUACGGCUUUGGCAGACCUCCAGUCACCACCAGCAAUUGGAAUCGAAUCGUCGGAUCAGACCUUACGAUGGCUUUGGGAUACUGGAUUUGCAGCCAUCGCUGGUGAUAUGCCUAGCAUGGAAGCCUGGCCUUGCAAAAACACGCAGUUCUGGCUACACGAGUGGCUACUUGCUGGCUGGGGAAUGCCGAUUGGAGAAUUGUUUGACUUGGAGCGCUUAAGCGAGGAGUGUCAACGCAGAGGGAGAUAUUCUUUCUUUUUCAGCAGUAUGCCGUUAAAGGUUCCUGGUGGUGUUGCUAGCCCUCCGAAUGGAGUAGCCAUUCUGUAA
Messenger RNA from Penicillium macrosclerotiorum, 969 nucleotides. RefSeq lists its product as uncharacterized. The annotation marks the transcript as partial. Gene Ontology annotation, molecular function: arylformamidase activity. The record is from RefSeq and is a predicted model, not a curated record. The transcript is spliced from 3 exons. Lineage: Eukaryota; Fungi; Ascomycota; Eurotiomycetes; Eurotiales; Aspergillaceae.